Fusarium sp. VM40 is the source of this 1299-nucleotide messenger RNA. The record is from the annotation of a GenBank genome assembly. NCBI's taxonomy places the organism in Eukaryota, Fungi, Ascomycota, Sordariomycetes, Hypocreales, Nectriaceae.
AUGGACGAUAAAAGAAUCCCUGACAUGAUUCCGGAUCUGGAAACACAGCGACAUACAGCAAUAUCAGAAAAAGCCCCGGAUGGAGGUUACGGAUGGGUCGUUACAGCAUCAGUCGCCAUCGUCAACGGCCAUUCCUGGGGAAUAAACGCCGCUUAUUCAGUCUUCCUCGCCUAUUUUGUCAAAGAAGAUACAUUCCCUGGCACACAACCACUUGUGUACGCCAUGGCCGGUUCACUGGGCGUUGGCGUGAUGAUGCUGAUUUCACCAUUAGCUACCAUCAUGGCCAGGGAGCUCGGGACAAGACCUACUAUGCUCACAGGAGCUGUGGUCCAGUCGGUUAGUCUUGUUUGUGCAAGCUUGUCAACUGAGAUCUGGCAGCUUUACCUCUCCCAGGGAGUCCUCUUUGGGAUUGGCAUGGGAUUGCUUUUCCUACCUUCUUAUGGCAUUAUCUCACAGUGGUUUACAAGACGAAGGGCAUUGGCUAAUGGAAUCGCUAUUGCUGGUGCUGGACUCGGCGGAUUGACUUACUCGCUGGCCACUGGGGCUAUUAUUCGCAACAUGGGCUUGGGGUGGGCGUAUCGAAUCCUCGCCAUUAUGUCUACUGUGGCGAACAUCAUCUGUACUAUUCUCAUACGAACACGGUACGAGUCACAGUCAAGAUUGGCCUUCGAUACCAGCCUAUUCCGCAGACCUGAGUAUCUACUUGUCUUGGGUUACGGUGCUUUCAGCAUGCUCGGCUACUUUGUUCUUAUCUUCACCCUCGCCAACUACGCAAAUGUCAUUGGAUUACAGUCUUCUCAAGCUUCGAUGAUCCCGGCCUUCUUCAUGUUCGGCCAAGCCAUCGGCCGUCCAUGCGUUGGAUGGCUCAGUGACCGGUUUGGCAGAAUCAACCUAACAUUCAUCAUGUCCUUCACAACCGGUAUCCUGAUAUUCGCUCUAUGGAUCAAUGCCAAGACGUUUGGUGUACUUCUUGCGUUUGCUCUUGUUGGUGGAUUAUCAGCUGGUGUAUUCUGGGUCAACAUAUCGCCAGUCCUCGUCGAAGUUAUUGGGCUGGAGGAUCUGGCGUCGGGACUGAGCUGUCUCUGGGUUGUGAUGGCUGCUCCGUCGACUUUUAGUGCGCCCAUAGCUUUGGAGAUCUAUACCGGAACUGGGAGUUAUCUUGGGGCACAGCUUUUUACUGGUUUAAUGUAUAUCGCAGCGGCGUUUUGUAUGCUUUUGGUGAGGUGGAAGAUUAAGAGCCGGGUGGAGAAUGGGAAAGGAAGCCGAGUGAGAAGUUUCUUUAGGCUUAAUAUUGUUUAA